AGGUUUGGACAAAAGGGAAUUCUGUCUAGCCUAUGACUCCUCUGAAGUGCAGCAGCAGUUAUCCUUGAAGGAUCGCUCUAUACUGGAACUGAAGGACAGUAUAGCGAUCCUCAGGGAUAGACGUAUGUACAUGUAGACGGCUGAAUCUGUGUGGAAAUUAAUACUGACUUCUUGUUGGUGGCAACCUGAAGAAUUUGCCUUUACUCCAAUGUUGCUCUGAAAGAAUCUGCAUUCAAAACUCCAAACUGUCAAGCUUGCCAUGAUGUCUCAGGAACAGUACGCACACAGGAGCACCAUGCAGAGCUCAGAAGGACCACAUGUGUACAAAGUGGGGAUUUAUGGCUGGCGGAAGAGGUGCCUCUAUUUCUUUGUGCUACUCCUAAUGAUUUUAAUUCUGGUGAACCUUGCCAUGACCAUCUGGAUUCUCAAAGUUAUGAACUUCACAAUUGAUGGAAUGGGAAACCUGAGGAUUACAGAGAAAGGUUUAAAGCUAGAAGGAGAUUCAGAAUUCUUGAAACCUCUCUACGCCAAAGAAAUAAGAUCCAGUACAGGCAACCCUUUGUACUUCCAAUCUGCACGGAAUGUUACAGUGAACAUUCUCAAUGAGAAGAGUAAAGUUCUUACACGCCUUGUAACAGGUCCCAAAGCAGUGGAAGCACACAGCCAAAAAUUUGAAGUGCAAACCACCAAGGGGAAACUGUUGUUUUCUGCGGAUGACAAUGAAGUGGUGGUUGGAGCAGAGAGGCUAAGAGUUUUAGGAGCAGAAGGUACAGUGUUCCCUAAAUCCAUAGAAACUUCCACUAUCAGGGCAGACCCCUUCAAGGAAUUAAGGCUGGAGUCGCCCACACGCUCUUUGGUGAUGGAGGCACCCAAGGGAAUUCACUUAAAUGCCGAGGCUGGCAACUUAGAAGCCACAUGUAGGACAGAGCUCAAGCUGGAAUCCAAAGAUGGAGAGAUAACGCUGGAUGCUGCAAAUAUCAAACUACCUAGAUUGCCUCAGGGAUCCUAUUCCCCUACUGGAUCCAGGCAAAAAAUCUACGAGCUCUGUGUGUGUCCCAAUGGGAGGUUAUUCCUGUCUCAAGCAGGAUCUAGUUCCACCUGCCAGAUAAACUCAAGUGUCUGCCUUUGAGAGAGACUGUUUGUGGCAGGCAUAGCCGGCAGCACAAUGGCCUUUUCUGGCCUCCCAGAUAAGAGCUGCCAACUAUUUUUUACUACAACACGGAAAGCCUAUCAAAGACUGUUUUUGUGUGUGCGCGCGUGUGUGAAUAUAUAAAUAUAU
Messenger RNA from Euleptes europaea (tarantolino), 1279 nucleotides. RefSeq names its product sarcoglycan delta (gene SGCD). Gene Ontology annotation, cellular component: sarcolemma; sarcoglycan complex. Lineage: Eukaryota; Metazoa; Chordata; Lepidosauria; Squamata; Sphaerodactylidae. The record is from RefSeq and is a predicted model, not a curated record. The transcript is spliced from 9 exons. Bases 260 to 1129 code for a protein of 289 amino acids. Gene Ontology annotation, biological process: heart contraction; cardiac muscle tissue development.